Messenger RNA from Choloepus didactylus (southern two-toed sloth), 7791 nucleotides. It is a transcript of the gene HOMER2, whose product is annotated as homer scaffold protein 2. Gene Ontology annotation, biological process: regulation of store-operated calcium entry; G protein-coupled glutamate receptor signaling pathway. Gene Ontology annotation, cellular component: plasma membrane; dendrite; postsynaptic density. The transcript has 9 exons. The coding region runs from base 162 to 1193 and encodes 343 amino acids. NCBI's taxonomy places the organism in Eukaryota, Metazoa, Chordata, Mammalia, Pilosa, Megalonychidae. The record is from RefSeq and is a predicted model, not a curated record. Gene Ontology annotation, molecular function: G protein-coupled glutamate receptor binding.
AGCGGCAGCGGCGGCCGCGCAGCCCCGCGGUAUGGAGCGGCGCCGGGGCUGAGCCGGGCGCGCACGGGCCGCCGCAUGUGCCGCGCGGGGAGCGGCUGCCGAGCGGGCGGAGAGCGAGAGCGAGAGGCCCCGUCGGAGCGGCCGCCGGAGCAGCGCCGGAGAUGGGAGAGCAGCCGAUCUUCACCACCCGGGCCCACGUCUUCCAGAUCGACCCCAACACCAAGAAGAACUGGAUGCCGGCGAGCAAGCAGGCGGUCACCGUUUCCUACUUCUACGAUGUCACCAGGAACAGCUAUCGGAUCAUCAGUGUGGACGGAGCCAAGGUGAUCAUAAACAGCACAAUCACACCAAAUAUGACUUUCACCAAAACGUCACAGAAGUUUGGGCAGUGGGCUGACAGCAGAGCCAACACGGUGUUUGGUUUGGGAUUUUCCUCUGAGCAACAGCUGACAAAGUUUGCGGAGAAAUUCCAGGAAGUGAAAGAAGCUGCCAGACUAGCGAGAGACAAGACCCAGGAGAAAAUCGAGACCUCGAGUAACCAUUCCCAAGCAUCCAGCGUCAAUGGGACAGACGACGAAAAGGCCUCUCAUGCCAGUCCUGCUGACGCACACCUGAAAUCGGAGAAUGACAAGCUGAAGAUUGCUUUGACACAGAGCGCCGCCAAUGUGAAGAAAUGGGAGAUCGAGCUGCAGACCCUGCGGGAGAGCAAUGCCCGCCUGACCACGGCGCUGCAGGAGUCGGCGGCCAGCGUGGAGCAGUGGAAGAGGCAGUUCUCCGUCUGCCGUGAUGAGAACGACCGGCUCCGGAACAAGAUUGAUGAACUGGAGGAGCAGCGCAGUGAGAUCAACAGAGAGAAAGAGAAGAACACCCAGCUGAAGAAACGAAUCGAGGAACUGGAGUCAGAACUCCGAGAAAAGGAGACGGAGUUGAAAGAUCUCCGAAAACAAAGCGAAAUCAUACCUCAGCUCAUGUCGGAGUGCGAGUAUGUCUCUGAGAAGUUAGAGGCAGCAGAGAGAGAGAAUCAAAACCUGGAAGACAAAGUGCAAUCUCUUAAGACGGACAUCGAGGAGAGUAAAUACCGACAGCGCCACCUGAAGGUGGAAUUGAAGAACUUCCUGGAGGUGCUGGACGGCAAGAUCGACGACCUGCACGACUUCCGCCGAGGCCUCUCCAAGCUGGGCGCAGACAACUAGGGUUUGGCCGAGGCGGGGGGCUCCCCCUUGUUAGUCCCCCGGGUGUGUGUGAGGAAAAAUAGGACUAGGAUGUCCGACUGUGUGCGUUGCUUCUGUACAUGCAGGCACAGUGUGUCACGAUUCCAAACCAGUUGUGCCAUCCACUCACUCCUCUUCAGAAUAGAAAUUUCCUCUGGCUUCUCUGGCCUUGUGAGGUGGUGGACAACUGGAAGAUUCUGACUCAGGAAUCCAGAACUAGGUCUACCUUAAACGUUUAUGCAGUCAGAGCAGGGACAUUUAUAUCUUUCUUAAGAGCUGUUGCAACCAUAUGGACAAUUUUGCUUUUUAUUGAAUAGUGUUCAGAGUAUUUGAAUGUCCACCAGGCACCAGUCCGUGGUGGGGGGUGGGGCUUGAAGGUAAUAACUCUCUCAGUAAAUAUUGAGAUACCAUAAAACAACCACUUAGUAGAGACUUGUCCAGAGAAAGAAAACAAGUUUCCAGUGGGUGGAUUUCCUGGCACAGGAAUUGCUUGUUUCCACCACACCCCCAGUUUGUAUGGUUGCAACAAUGUUCCUUUCCUUGGUUUUAAUUUCUGAACAGAUGACUGUGCUGGGGAACAGCACACGGUGAGGGUGCCUAGCACAGUGUCUGGCACAAAGUAGGUGCUUAAUAAAUAUUUGUUCGCGUAAACAUAUGAACAGAAUUUAGUGUUUUAAUCAAAUCCCACAGCAGAGUUCAUUUGACCCCUGCUGAAUAGUGCACCAUCUUUGUUGUACUGGGUCAUUAUCAGGCAUAAAUGGGACUCUGUGUGGUCCAGAAGGAUUGCUUCAGUGGCCAUGGGAGAAGCAAGAGCCAAUCUGAAGCCCCUCAGAGCCCAGUCCAUGGUGGGUGUGCCCCAGGGGGUCUCUGACACUGGGACCUCCUUUGUUCUCCAGGCCAGGGGGGUCUGUGGCCUGGAGCUUCCCUGGUGUCCGUGGUCAAGGGGCUGCCCAGGGCAUGGGAUCUAGGGUGGGAAAAGACAGUGGGUUUGGAGGCCUAAGGCAUCAGGUCUUCUGGCUAAGCAUUGCCUUAGCAACAGGAGAUCUGCCCAGCUCUGCCUCUGCCUGGUGCCUUAAGCCUUCUUUCCUCCCUUAUAGUUGCUUAGUGGGGUGCCUGGCAUUUGGGGGGCUGGUGGCAUCCUUCAUUGGGAGAGAUUGAUCCAUUGACGGCAGGAUGAUUUGAAUUCCUGGCCCCACACUUUUCUCAAUGCCUUCUGGGGAGCUUUAGUGUUCUCUUCUCCCUUUGAGAACCACCUAAGAAAACAUCCUGCUCUAGAAAAAUUUUUUCACAGGAUUGGAACAUCUCCCUGCUAACUUGGAUCAAUGAGCAAACAGCCUGAGAAGGGGGCAGUGGCACACACGAUGUGACCUAGGUCACGAGGUGGAUUUACGAGUCAUGCGGCUCCCCCUUCCUCAUUGAGACCACCUCUCAGGACAGGAAAGUCUCUUUGGGAUGGGAGAAGGGAGGGAAGGCUGGUGACCUGGAGCACCAAGACACUCUAGGGGAGACCUCACGGUCUGAGCCGGGCUUUGGUUGAGUGCACUGGGGUGUUGAGGAGUGCAAGGAAGGGAAAGCGGAGGGAGGAGAGCAGGCAGGACGUGGAAAACGUGGGCAGCCCUCUUGGUGAUUUGGGUUCAGCCGUGCCAUCCCUGCCCUUCCCCCCAGAGCUCCAUGUGGCUCUCCCCCAGACAAUAGCUGCUCCCUGCUGACCUCACCAGGACACUCACUGCUGGUGAGCCAACUCUGUGUUGCAGCGGAGGGAUAAAGUAUGGGUUCCUUCUCAAGCCAGCCCACUUCACCCAUCAGCACGUGGCUGCCCAGGAGAGUGGACACUGGGAUUCCAUAUGCCCUCAACUUGGUCUUCAGAUGGCCUGGACUUCUGUCUAUUAGGGGCUUAUUAAUCUAGAAGAAACAUCUCAACUAACUGCUCAGGUGAUACAGUUCAGGUGACAUUAAUAGCCGCAUCAGGUCCUUUGCUGAAGCCAUUUGUGCGUUCUGAUAAGCUGUGGCUUUCGGGAAGAAAACGGCUGUGGUGGAGCCAUCAGCACGGUUGGCUCCUGUAUACCUCUGCAGUUGAGGCCCACAAUCCCAGCUCACGAAUGCUGUAGAGUUGGGUGAGCCUCGUGUAGGUUGUAGGUGAGGAAUUUGAGAGAUUCCCGGUACUUGUCCAGCACCAGGUGCAGGCAGCCUGGGAGCUAAAAGCAGUGGGGUCUCCUUUAUAGGGAAAGGUAAGCUGGGUUCCUCAGUGAAAGCACAACUUUGCAGAAGCACUGAACUUUCAAUUCCUUUUGCAUUUCUCCAAAGACCUUAAUGUUUCUCCAUCCACUUUCUUUAAAAAAAAUAAAAAAAAAUAAGUAGUGGAGACUCGUGGACAGUGAGUCAAGAGACUGGAUGUGUCUGAUAUCACUGGCCCAGUACAAAGAAGGUGACCCAUCCCAGUUUUCACUUGAGCCAACUUUACCUGCCCUCAUUUGUCACUGACAUCCAGCUCCAGUCUUUGGCCUUGGUGUCUUUUAGCUGGCAUUGUCUUAAGCCAAGCGGCAGCAGGGCAUAAACCUUUCAUGAAUAUCAAAACCACGUGUGCUGCCUGGAAGGUUUAGAGCCAGGACCCUGCAUUUUUGGUUUCCAAGCAAUGUCUCCUGAUUUUGACACUCCUUCCAGGACCAGUUGCCUGAACCUUGGUUAGCUUUCAUUCUGCAUCUGUGAAACCUGAAGCCUAAAAGAGGCAAAGCAAAACUUGGAGCCUUUUAACCAUGAAGAUCCUUAACAAUAGCUGUAUUUGUUCCGGCAGGGACCCAACUGGAUACAUUAAAAAGUCAAAAAUGAUGAGUGGAGACGAAGCCAUCCCAGGGUCCAGGGAAUGGAAAACCACAGGAAUGACAGGUUGGGACAGUGUGGUCAGGCCUGGAAGGGAAAGAGAGCCAGUGUUCACACAAGAGCAGUUUCAUCCUCUCCUUCAUGCUAUCAUUUUUAGACCUUAAUUCAGUGAGAGAAUUGUGCAGGUAUCAUCAGCUCCAUUUUGCAAAUGGGAAGCACAGAGAAAGAGUUAGUGACAUGUUCAAGGUCACCCAGCCACUAUGUGGCAGCAUGGACCCGGCUUCCUGGUUUUUGGACCUUGGUCUAGUGUCUUUCUGUGAGCCCUGCCACUGUUUUCCUCUCAGUGACACUUGGGUGCCAAGAAAAAAGUUCCUCUUCUGCCCUGAUAAGAGCAUAUUGCAAUUAUAUUAUUUCAGCAUAUGUUCAUGGCAAAGGACAAUGUACACAUUAGCAAAUCAGAAUUAUAUUUACAUCAGUUACAAAGAGCAAGUUCCACUUUUGAAUGAUUCUGGUUUUGCAGGGGUCCUUCCAGGAGAGUGUUGGUUAACAUUAUGUCCGUCUUCUGAGAGGCCAGUUCUGUGGACCACAAACUCAUACUGAGUUCUUCAUCGAUGGCUUUAGUGGAGGCAGCGCAGUUUGUUCAAAACAAAUGGGAGGCCUUGAGCUCACGGUGGUCAUCAGAGUUGUGGCUGGGGCAUUGCCCGCCCUUGCCCUUCCCCUUCCUGGUGAUGAGUCAGCCCAGGGCGGGAGGGGGAGCAGGCUGGGCCAGUGGUUUGAGCAACACCCAGGAAGACUAUCUGUGGAAGGGCAGUUAGUCUCCAGCUUGGAAGCUCUUUGUGAACUUCCCUGUAGACUAGGGCCAGCCCACAGAUCCUCGGUAGGAGGGAUGGGUGUUGGCAGGCACCUGGUGGUGUGUAUUGUACUUAGUGAGGCAUCGAGUCAAGGGUGCUUCAUACAGAGUUAACAUGCUGCCUGGAAACAUCGUGAUCUGCCCAUCUAAAAAGGACUCCUUUUCUAUAGAGAGCCAGUCACAGGGUGCGCUGGGGACCCUACUGUGGACCCUCAUUUGUGGCCCGGUGCACCCUCAGCCACCAUGUGGCAUAGCCUGGGUGCUCUGAGAGGCUGCCCUUCCGAGGGAGCCAGCCGAUGCUCCUUGCUAACAGCUGAAAGAGGGUUGUGUCAUUCGUCCAUCUAGAAGUUAUCAUUCUUCUGUGCACCUGAAACUAGAAGGAGUUUAAACUAGAAGCUUGCUUAUUGGUGUCCACACAUAUUUUUUAAUGAUGUGCAUGUUUUAAGAAGAUUCUAAUUUCUGAGUAUAUGGUUUCUCAAAUAUUACAUAUUCUGGGGAUGGUGGAGGUGAGGGCAUGGAGUCCUCUAUAAAAGUGUAUCCUAUUAACCAGUCUUUUCCAUACACCUAUCUGAACCAUCUCAAAAAUAUGGGUUUCCAUCUAGUUCCUCUUUGAACACUGGCCAGCAAAGAAGGUGCCAUUCAGUAAGAAUUUUGAGCUGGAUGAAGUGUUCUAGUGAACUUAAGGCUGUGAGUGUGUGUGUGUAUGGGGGGUGGGGUGAGAAGCUGCAAGGGGAAGCGGGAGAAGCAACAAGGAAGUUUUCAAUAAAAAAAUAUGUAUACCUAAGAGGAGCCUUUAUUUCAGUAUUUCUGGUGUGAUGUUAUAUGUUCCGGAAUCCGUUUACGGAAAUAAGAGUUUCUGGGUCUUUUGUCUUGGUGGACUCUGCUGAGGGCAGAGCCUUGCUGAAGUGUGGUCUCCUGGUGCACCUUGCAGGAGCCUGGCAAAGCCAACGCCUCGGUGGAGUCCAAACGAGUUAUAAGUAAAUGCACCUGGCAGAUGAUUGACCUGGACAGAUGCUAUGCAGCUGUGGGGAAUGUGUUACUGUUUUUACCAUGUUGUAGCAUUUUUUUUUAAUAUAAAGUCCUGACUUUAGAUAAAUUGUUGUGGCAAUGUCUUACGACAUGACAGGCAAGAAGGCGUUUCCUACAUCAGAUGUUAAGAGCCUAAUGAUAAGUAUGGGGUAGACAAGUGCACUCUCCCAAGAGUACUUUUUUUUUUCUUUUUCAAUGCCUUUUUGGUACAUAAAUAAUACUUUUUUAAAAAAGAAACUACAGAUGAGUUAAAAGACAAAAAAAUUACCUUUAAUAGACCAUCUUGUAAUAGCCACUGUUAACAUUGUUACAUAGCUUUUCAUACUUCUUUCUGUGCAUCUGUAUUUAUUACUUUCUCCAUGAAAUGGAAUCAUUUUAUACAGUUUUAUAACUUGCUUGUUUCCCUCUCAACACUAUAUUGUGAAUGUGUUUAUCAAUAAUGUGUAAUUACAUCAUUUUUAACGACUAUAUGGGUUGUACCUUGGAUGCUGAGGUUGUUUCUGAUUUUUUAGUGUUGUAGAUAAGGGUAUAAUGAAAUCCUUUCUUCUAACAUCUUUGUGAACUUUUCAGAUUAUUUACUUAGGAUACUUUUCUAAAAUUGGACUUUCUGGCUCAAGAGUCUGGUGGAUAUUAGAAGUGCUCCCCAUAUCUGCUUCUCCUUCCUGAGCAUUCAGGAGACUCCACUUUCCAGCCCUUUGUGGUCCCCAGGAUCCUAUGACUAAUUCUAGCCAAUGAAAUGUAAGCAGAAGUGACAUGAGACUUCCGGGCUAAGACUGUGAAGUGCCCGUGUACAGUUUUCUCUCCUCCCCGGCCUCAGAAGAUGAUGAUGUCCCCAGGUGGAGCCUGUGUCAGCCUGGGUCGCUGGGCGACUCUGAAGCAGCCCCUUCUCUGCCCCCCGCCAUACCCCCACCCACCAGCCUGCCAUGGACAUGUCGUGUGAAUUAAAAAUAAACUGAAGUAUUAGGCCAUUGGGAUUUCAGGGUUAAUUUGUUACUGCAGCAUAACAUAUCCUAUCCUGACUAAUAAUUUAAAAGUAUGCCCAUUUUUAAGACUUUUAAUAUAUUUUGACUCAAACUGCCUUCCAGAAAGAUGGCACCAAAUUAUACUCCCGCCAGCAGUGUGUGAGAAUGUCUUACUCCUAUUUACAAGCACUUUUUAUUAAAAUCCGAUCCUCACAAGCAAAAAUGUUUAUUGGAUUAUAUUCAUUGAUAAUUUACCUAUUCAUCUCCUCUAACCAGUUUUCUCAUAAGGUUUGUAGCUAUCUCACUGAUUUCUAAGAGUUUUUGUCAUAGAUAUUGUUAAAAAAAUUGUGAGUUAAAAAAAAAUGUUCAGACAUUUAAAAUAUUUUUAGUCACAUCUUUUCCUCUAUGAUUACUGCCUUUUCCAUCAUGCUUAUGAAGCCAGUUCCAGUCCCAAGAUUGUAUAGUCACGAUCUUUUUAUUCUUGUAUUUUAUUAUUUCUUUUUCAACAGUUAAAUUUCUGAGUCAUCUGGCAUUUAUGUAAAUUGCCCCAAUGCCAUGGAUUGAAAAAGUUAUCAUUUUCCUCUUGAUAUGAAAUGCCAUUUUUACUGUAUAUAUCCUUAUAUAUCCUCAAGCAUUUGCUGCACUUUCUCUCCUGGUUCCUUGAUUUGCCUGUGUAUCUGGCACUGGUACCCUACUGUUGAUUACCAUAGCUUUAUACUACAUGUCCCCAUUCAUUAAUCUCUUUUCAAAAAAUGCCCUGAUAACCUUUUGCAUAUUAUAUUUCCAAAAGAAAUUCAGAAUCAUUUUUAAUGUUUCAGAAGAAUUGGAAAUUAGAAGUAUACAAUUAGUAGGUUUCUAGAGAGAGAAUUAACAUCUUUAUAAUAGCCUUUCAUUUCAGUACAUUUAUUUUUUUUAUGUUCUU